AUGUCUUGGAAUGUGAGAGGUUUGAAUAAUGCCAACAAGCAGAGAGAGGUUGCCCAUACUCUUUCUAUUCAAAAUGUUGGUGACCCUUUCUUUUGCACUUUCAUUCAUGGUGCUACUGAUAAGUCUAAGAGAUUGACUCUAUUUUCUCAAUUGGAGGAUAUCUUUAAAAAGAUUGAUCAACCUUGGGCUGUUUUGGGUGACUUUAAUAGUUUAGCAAACCUUAAUGAAAGAAUUGGCCAACCUGUUUGUCUACAGAAGGUCGUCCCUUUGAGAUCUUGUUUGCAUGUGUAUGGAUUAAAGAAUAUGAAAUUUUUAGGGCGUUUCUUUACUUGGAAUAAUAAGCAAUGUGGUGAUAAGCUGGUAUUUAGUAAGAUUGAAAGAAUCCUUUGUAAUGAGAGAUGGGAGGAUUGCUACCCUAGAGCUAAGGCCCUCUUUCUCCCUAAGAGGACUUUUGAUCAUUCACCAAUGCUUAUUCAAUUUUUCAAUAGUAUGAAGAAUCCUACCCGGUUUAAAAUUUUCAAUUUUUGGGCUCUUCAUGAGAACUUCAUUAAUAUUGUGCGUCAACAUUGGAGUUGUAAGGUUGAUGGUACUAUUAGUUUUCAAAUUUACUCAAAGUUGAUCACUCUUAGAAGGAUUUUGAAGGCUGAGUUCCAUAGAGGCCCCCUCAAAUCUAUCAUGGAUGGGGCUGAAGAUGGCAUUGUUGUCAAUGAUAUGACUCACAUUCAUCAGGCUUUUACUGCUUUCUAUGUUGAUCUAUUAUGCAGUGCUAUGCCUAACAGGAGGAGGAUCAAUAUGAAAGCGGUUCAUACUGGCCCUAUUUUGAAUGAUGAUAUGAGAUUGCAACUGAACCUUUCUUUUUCAGCUGAUGAAAUCAAGUGUGCUCUUUGGAGUAUCCCUAAUGAUAAAGCUCCUAGUUUAGAUGGCUAUAAUAGCAAGUUUUAUAAGUCAACAUGGCCUGCUUGGAAUAUUACAGCUAUAACAUUAGUGCCUAAAGUUUCUUGUCCCACUUCUCCUGGUGAAUUUAGCCCUAUAGCUUUUUGUCACACUUUGUCUAAGUGCAUUUCCAAGCUCAUCUGUUCCAGACUAAGCACGGUCUUGAAUCAUCUGAUUAGUCCGAACCAAGGGGCUUUUGUUACUAGUAGAAUCAUUAAUGGUGAGCUUUUUCAAAAACUUAAAGCAAAGCGGGGCUUAAGGCAAGGUGAUCCUUUAUCUACUUUGUUGUUUGUGCUUGGUAUGGAGUACUUGACUCGGAUUUUAAACUGUGCGAGUAGUGACCCUUGCUUCAAAUAUCACCCUCGAUGUAAGUCAAUCAAACUAAAUCACCUUCGUUUUGCUGAUGAUUUGAUGUUUUCUUUAAAGAAAACUAGUGAUAAGAUGACUUCAAAGAUUUGGGGUUUCCAGGGUAAAGAGUUGUCUUAUGCUGCUCGCCAUCAGCUAGUGAACUCUGUCCUGAUGAGUAUCACUACUUAUUGGUGUCAAAUUUUUGUCCUCCCUAAAAAAGUGAUCAAAGAUGUUAUUGCUGUUUGUAGAGCUUUCCUGUGGCACUAUGAUGUGAUACAAAACCUGGUAAUGUCAUUUGGGAUUAUAUCUGUAGACUUAAAAAGAGGGUGGCUUGGGCAUUAG
This is a messenger RNA of Amaranthus tricolor (Joseph's coat), 1623 nucleotides long. RefSeq lists its product as uncharacterized. The coding region runs from base 1 to 1623 and encodes 540 amino acids. The transcript is spliced from 6 exons. NCBI's taxonomy places the organism in Eukaryota, Viridiplantae, Streptophyta, Magnoliopsida, Caryophyllales, Amaranthaceae. The record is from RefSeq and is a predicted model, not a curated record.